ACUGGACAUCGCAUGCGCGAUCUCUUUGCUAUCAUCCUGCUCCACUGCAACCCUACAAGCCCCGAUGACCUUUGGAACGGCUUCAAGGAAAAUCUCUGUGAUGAUCUGCGCCACCGCCUCACUCAUGUUCCAUUCAACAUUCCUGACCCUACAGAGGAAGAGAUCCAUGACUUUGGUCUCUAU
This is a messenger RNA of Suillus subalutaceus, 183 nucleotides long. RefSeq lists its product as uncharacterized. The transcript has a single exon. The annotation marks the transcript as partial. NCBI's taxonomy places the organism in Eukaryota, Fungi, Basidiomycota, Agaricomycetes, Boletales, Suillaceae. The record is from RefSeq and is a predicted model, not a curated record.